UUCAUAAUACAAUCGUGCGGUUUUAUCCAGAGUCCAAAUGCAGCUCUUCUCUUCUUCACCAAAAUCCCAGUUCUCUCCUUUCUUCACUUCCCAAAACCCAAAUCCCCCAAAAUUCUUCUCCAAAAUUCCAAUCAAGUCCCUCCUUUCUUCUCCGCUCUUCAAAUCCACUCCCUUCUCUUCCAAGCAAUCCACACCGUCCCUUGACGAGAAGAUCCUUAUUGCAGAAUCCGACGAUGAAGAUGAUGACGACGACAAAAGGAACGGUGGAAAUGUGUCGGAUGGGAUGCUCGUCGUUCGUCGGCCGGUGAUGGAGUCUUCUUCGGACGGAGAAGAAUCUGAGAAUUCGUUGACAGAAUCUGAAGAGGGAGGAAGCGAGAGUGCUGUGUCCUCGUCUUCAUCGAUCGAUCAGGGUCUUUCGGAAUUUGCAAAGAAGAUGCCGAUCUUCGAGCCGGAGAGGGUCGACGGGAGCUCGGAGAAGCCGCUCCCUAUCAAUUUGGAGCUGGCGUUGUACAGGGCAAAGGUCUUGGCGAGGAAUUUCCGGUAUGAGGAUGCGGAGAAAAUACUUCGGCAGUGUAUAUCAUUUUGGCCAGAAGAUGGGCGACCCUAUGUGUCGCUCGGAAAAAUUUUGAGCAAGCAGUCACGAUAUGGAGAAGCUAGAUCAGUAUAUGAGAUGGGAUCCCAGGCAACACAAGGAGAAAAUCCAUACAUCUGGCAGUGCUGGGCUGUUUUGGAAAAUAAGAUGGGGAAUAUCCGGAGGGCAAGAGAAAUAUUUGAUGCUGCUACUGUUGCUGAUAAAAGACAUGUUGCAGCCUGGCAUGGAUGGGCAGUUCUCGAGCUUAAGCAAGGGAAUAUCAAGAAGGCUAGGAAUCUUCUUGGUAAAGGAAUUAAAUAUUGUGGUGGAAAUGAGUACAUAUACCAAACGCUUGCUUUGCUUGAAGCUAAAGGAAAUCGGAUUGAGCAGGCUCGUUACUUGUUCCGGCAGGCCACUUUAUGUAAUCCCAAAAGCUGUGCCAGUUGGCUUGCAUGGGCACAGUUAGAGAUGCAACAGGAGAACAAUCGUGCUGCUAGACAACUAUUUGAGAAAGCAGUACAAGCUAGUCCGAAGAACAGGUUCGCAUGGCAUGUAUGGGCAAUUUUCGAGGCCAAUCUGGGUGACAUUGAGAAGGGAAGGAAACUAUUAAAGAUAGGUCAUGCACUAAAUCCUAGGGAUCCUGUUCUUCUCCAAUCACUUGCUUUGUUGGAAUACAAACAUUCUUCUGCCAAUCUCGCCCGUGUAUUGUUUAGGAGAGCAUCAGAACUGGACCCGAGGCAUCAACCAGUAUGGAUUGCUUGGGGAUGGGUGGAAUGGAAAGAAGGAAAUAUAGCCACAGCGAGGGAACUCUACCAAAGAGCAUUGUCAAUUAACUCGACAAGUGAAAGUGCAGCUCGUUGCCUACAGGCUUGGGGCGUUUUAGAACAGAGGCUUGGGAAUAUGUCGGCGGCCAGGAGACUAUUUAGAUCUUCACUGAACAUAAAUUCUCAAAGUUACAUAACAUGGCAGACAUGGGCAUCAUUGGAGGAAGAGCAAGGAAAUGCAAUCCGUGCUGAAGAAAUUCGGAACCUCUAUUUCCAGCAGCGAACGGAAGUAGUUGAUGAUGCUUCAUGGGUCAUGGGUUUUCUAGACAUCAUCGAUCCAGCUCUCGACAGCAUAAAGAAGUUCUUGAACAUGGGCCCAAACUCUGAUUUUAAAGGGCAGGAUUCUUUAAGAAUCAUGUCAGAAUCAACGAGGAAUACUGCUGAUGAAGAAUCUACCGAUUCCUCAAGUCCUAUAAAUGGAAAUAUCAAGGAUAGUGAAGAAGAUGCAGGUGCCCCAAGAAGCAAUUUUGAUUUGGAUGCUUUCAUCAAAGAGAAAUUAUCUCUCGAUGCAUCAAAACUGGAUGCCCAGAUGGAAGUAUUCAAUCCCAAGAAAAUCAAAUCCACAAGAAGGAUAUGGAAAUCAGAAAAUAGAUCUGUCGCUGCAUCACCCUGAGCUUACGAGUUCAACUUGGGGAAUUCAGAUUGCAAACAACAUAGGUACAAAUGUAAAAUUCAAUGUAGUCAUUCAACAUCGACAAGAUAGAUGAUGCAAAAUGCUAUGAAUCAACUGAAAUUGUUGUUUGUAAUAAUUGUAUAACAGGAAGUGCAUUUUGUAAAUAAGAUUGUAUUUGAAUGUUCA
Molecule: messenger RNA, 2194 nt
Organism: Magnolia sinica
Lineage: Eukaryota; Viridiplantae; Streptophyta; Magnoliopsida; Magnoliales; Magnoliaceae
Product: protein high chlorophyll fluorescent 107
Exons: 8
Coding region: 38-2008 (656 amino acids)
Biological process (GO): mRNA processing; regulation of translation
Cellular component (GO): chloroplast
Molecular function (GO): single-stranded RNA binding; mRNA binding; protein binding
Source: RefSeq, a predicted model, not a curated record